UGAAGGCGAUGAGCUUUAGCCUGCUCAUUCGCAGCAGCUUUCGAAGCUGGCGCUGCUGCAAUUGCAGCCACUUCUCUCGCGUCCGUUGUCGCGGGACACUCACUUCGUGACCCCUACUUUCAUUAUUACGACGACGACGACUCCUUCGCGACCAUCACCAUCGAACCGAUUUCCUCAACGCUCCGAGAUCGGGCUCAUUGACGUUACUAUUCCAAGGAUUUCCAGUCGCUUGCCGCUGUCACCACUCACACUCAUUCUAUAGUAUGGCUAUUCUCAGCGUUGCGGUACCAUUCCUUAAUGCAUUCAAACGGGCGUGGGGGAGGGAUAUACACAUACGGAGUAUAAGUACGGUGGUAUCGUAAAUCGAGCUCGUCGUCUUCAACCUCCCGCUAUGCCAUGAUACUGAAAGUCUUUUUGAACUUAGUUGUGUUGGAGGAUCGUUUUGUGUUGAUGGAGUGGAGCCUUCGUACGAUCCCGGUAUUUUUGGGGAUUGUAACGACUUUUGAGGUUAAUCGUGAGGGCUAGUGGGAUGCAGAGGUUGUUCGGAUCCAUCUCCCGACAGCAUGCGUUGUUUCGUGUGCUUGAGUGGCGCGUUUGUUGCGGAGUUGUGGUCCUUGUUGUCAAGGAUGUGUUCCACAAUGCUGCUCUCUAAGUAGACUGAAGGGAGAUAUUACCCCCGGGGAAAGUCCGUCUUUUACUACUGUCCAAAUCUUCGACGAUACUGGAUUUUGUCAUUUGGGCUGGAUGCGCUCCCGGUUAUGUAGCUCUGUUUGGUUUUGGCGGGCUGUUUAGUUCGCGAGCUGCGUUUGGGAGCAAGCGAGCGGUCAGUUACGGGACUGAGAAAUUGAGCAGAGUGUGCAUUGGGGAACCUGAGAGGGAACUGUGAGCAUUGAGCCUGUUUCUUGCAGCUGAGGGGAGAUUUUGCUUUAGCGACGUGUUAAUGGUAGUGCAGAACAGCAGAAUGGCUACGACAAUGGGGGCUGGCUAUGUGUGAAUUGUCUACGCGAAGACCCUGAGUCAUGGAGAAGAUUUGCGUUGCUAUCCGUGUGAAGCCAACGAGCACGCAGGAAGCAAACAACGGGACUCGAUGGAAGGUCGCGGCGAAUACCAUUUCUUUGCACAGUGCAUUGGGCACUCCUAUCAAGGGUCAGACCUAUUCGUUUGACACGAUUUUUGGAGUGAGCACUACAAAUGCAGAAAUUUACGAGGAGCACGCUAAGGACCUAGUUUUGUCUGCAGUUUCAGGCUUCAAUGGCACAGUAUUCGCUUACGGCCAGACAAGCAGUGGCAAAACCUACACGAUGCAGGGAUCUGCUACCGAUCAAGGUGUCACCCGACUGGCCAUUCAGGAUGUCUUCACCAGUAUUGAUAAGAUAGUAGAUCGGGAAUUUCUGGUUCGUGUGUCAUAUAUGGAGAUAUACAACGAGGAGAUCAAUGACCUAUUGGCUCCCGACAAUCGUAAAUUACAAAUCCACGAAAGCAUUGAGAGAGGCAUCUUUGUAGCAGGUUUAAGGGAGGAAAUCGCCGACAGUGUUGAGCAGGUCAUUGCAGUACUUGAACGUGGUGAAGCUCAGAGGCACUUAGCGGAAACGGACAUGAACGUGAAUAGCAGUCGAUCACACACCAUAUUUCGUAUGGUUAUCGAGAGCAGAGAUAAGAGUCAUGACUCCACACAAGAUAGUGAUCCAAGUGCCCAGGAUGCCGUGCGAGUGUCUGCCUUGAAUCUUGUAGACCUAGCAGGGUCUGAGAGGAUUUCUAAGACUGGAGCUGAAGGGGUUCGCUUAAGAGAGGGAGCUCACAUCAAUAAAAGUCUUACUACUCUUGGAAUGGUGAUAAACAAGCUGAGUGAAGGUGGUGGAAAGCAGGGAGCACAUGUACCCUAUCGUGACAGUAAGCUGACACGAAUCCUUCAAUCGGCCCUGGGAGGAAAUGCGAGAACUUCAAUAAUCUGUACGAUUAAUCCUGAUGAGAUUCACAUCGAUGAGACUAGGGGAACCCUGCAAUUUGCCAGCAGAGCCAAACGUGUCACCAACUGCGCUCAAGUGAAUGAGAUCUUGACUGAUGCUGCUCUUCUGAAACGCCAGAAAGAGGAAAUAAAAGAACUUAAAAGGCGACUUGAGGGAUCGUCCCAUUCUGAAGACUUGAAGAAGGAGAUAUUGCAGUUGCGGAACGACUUGCUUAAGUACGAGCUUGGACGAGAAAAGUUAGAACUGGAACUCCAACAAGAGAUUAAAGCGCAGGUGGAACGUGAACGGCGGAUCAAAGAACAAGAACAGAGAAUUGAAAACUUAAGCACAAUGGUGAUAAGUGGAGCGAUUGAAGAUCGUGAAUUACCCACUAAGAGUCACAGGAGAGAAACGUGGUGUCCUCAAUCCUCAAUAUCAAAUACCUUAGAACAGGGCCUGCGAAGAAUUAACGGACGCAAUAGUCAACUUACCGCAUCAUCCUUAGUGGACGCUAAAUCACGACCUCUAGCCACGCGUAGGGACAGAACUUUUGGCCUCCCUCCCGCCUUCGAAAGUCUUCUUAGUGAUGAAUGCGAUUCGUUUUGGAGCGGUUCAAGUGGGGUGAACAGCUUACCUCACUUCUCAGACUUUGAGAAUAUUGCAGAUGAAGAUAUGUGUGCCAGUUUCAACAGGGGCGCACUUGAAUCUGUUACUGACGAGGACACUUGGGGGAAUAUGAAAGAUUGCCACGUCAGUUCUGACUCGCGAUUAUCACAUGGUUCAUCAGAUACUGAAAAUGCUCAGGGCUUUAGACAAAUCCAAUUUCCUCUUCUUGCCGAGAGCUCACGCAAAAAUACCUUGUUCAAGCAGCUGAACGCUAUGAAUUUGCAGUAUCAAGAGCUUCAGUCAUCCAUUGAAUUCAAGAUUCAGGAAAAAAUCAAAGAAGCCGUUGCAGCUGCAAAUAGUGCUCUUCUUGAAGAGAAAUCAAGGUUUCAGCUUCAGGUAUCAAAACAGGAAAUCACGAAACUUCAUGGUGUAGUCAAGGAUUUGGAAAUUGAGCUAGAGAAAUGUAAUGAGGAAAAUAAACGACUGAAAUCAGAGACUGCGCUUCUUCAAGAGCAAGUCCUGCACGCAAGGGAAGCUCUUGAGCAAGAAGCUCAAGAAAGGGUGUCUAUGGAUGAACAAAAUGAGUUUUUCAAGCAAAGGUUACGUAGUCUUGAGAUGAGAAUCCAAGGUGAUAUCAACCAGCAAUGCAAUGAAGUCUCCUGCUCCGGAGUUGACUUUGAACCCGAUGUACUCGAAGUCAAUGAAUCAAAUGAAAUAUGUUCUGAAUGUCAAUCAUUCGCAGACAACAGCAUUCAGAGGCCGCUGAUGUUAUCUGGAGCUUUAAUUGGUGGUUGUGUAUCCAGACGUUUUCCCAAUGAAAACCACGAUAGACAAAUGUCUGAAAUUUUGAUGCAUAAGAUCCAUAAGAGGCGGCUCUUUGAUGACGAUGACAGCUCAGUCUUUCAAAUUGCUGAAGAUAGGGAUCAAGACUGGACUGGAUCUAGAAUAAGGCCUACGCCUGGGAAUGCUGCUUACAGUGAUGAUAUCCUUGCUGCAUUAAGCCGCUUGUGUUGUCGGUUUAAGCAACUUUCAGGAUCAGGCGUCAAAAAGAUAGAAUCUUUUACGAAAGAUUUUGGAGCUCCCCAAGAAAGGAAGAAUCUGAAAGCUUCCUUACAUCUUGCCUAUCAACUUGGAAGAAGUCUUCUUCAAGAACUUCAACGUAUCAUCAAUCACGACAUUCAAUGUUUAGAAACUCAUGUUGCUUCGAAAGGAACUAUUGGCAAAAGCUUAGAGGCACUUCAGAUGCUGCUUUUAGAGUGUGCUGAUGUUGGCCUUUGUUUGAUGCAUAAUCUGUCGUCGAAGGAGCCCUCCUUCACGUCCCAAGUCAUCCAAGUUGCGAAUGAUGGGGCAAGUUAUCGGGGGGACGACUUCAUCUGUAAAAACGACAUAGGACCUCACUCAAAUCAGAAUCCCGAGGACAAACCGCAUCCCAGCUAUAUGAAGGGGCAGAGGUGUGUUAACCAUGAGUGUUUGAAAGUUGUUAAGGCGGAGAAGUUGCGGCUAGUCAGAGCUUUGGAGAACAGUCUGGGCGUUAUUGCUUUGCAUGAUGGAGUGGUGGCUACCACCUGCGCUGAAAUCAAGCAAUAUCUGAAGGGCUUUGAAACGAAGAGUGACAAACUAUAUCAGAGAUCCACAAACAUUCUAGAUGAAACACAACUGGUAUCCGACGGAUCUGUCUUCUCUGUACACAACCCACACGACAGUUCAAAUGGAGACAGUAUGAAAGGAUGGUGUGAGGAUCAAAAGGCGGCUCGUAACUCUGUAAUGCCCGCCAAUGCCUGGGUUCAAUCUCUCGAUGUUGUCUCUGUGCUAUCAUCUCAAGACGCAGGAGAGGACAUAUGCAACAUUGACCUGCAUCAAGAUUGUGAUGAAGAAUCCGGGCUUGUAUCUAAAUGUAUCUCCUGUGUCUCUUCGGACGUGCAAAUGGCUGAUGGUUUGCACACGAUUGAGAUGAGCCAGGAGUAUAUGAUGACUGCCCAAGGCGAUGAAAUAAUAUCAGAUCUAAAAUCGAAACAGAACAUGAGUGAGGCGGAAAAACUAUUCACGAAGGAGCUUCUUAACAAGGUUAAAGCUCUUGAGGCAAGGCUGACUGUCGCGGAGAUGGAGAUUGUUGAGUACAAAGUGGAAAUCGAGCAUUUGAGAGUGAACAACUUGCGAACGUCUAUGGAGGUUUCGCAAAAUGGUGAUGACUGGGAGCUCCAACAGCUGCGGGCUGAAUGUGAGAUGCACAAGGAAGAAAUUAGACAAUUAAUGGAGCAGGUGAUGACACCAGAUGCUGAGCUGGAGCGCGAAUCGCUCUUCCGCGAAACAAUGGAGCGAAACACUUUUCUUGAAAAAUGUUUAAAUAAAGCUGAAAGCCGAUUGAUUAGAGCCAAGGGCUGGCGUAAGGAGUUGCUACGUGUCCGUGAAGCCGAGGCUCAUCGAGAGAAAGCAUUUCAUGAUAUUCAAGCAAGAAAUGCGGCACUUGAAAUCGAGGGGGUUUUACUACGUCAAGCAUUAUCAAAAGCUCAACAAUCUGUUGUUUCCAAGAAUGCUGACUUAAUUGAAACUCUGGAUGAAGUAACGACGGUGGAGAUUUCGAAAGAAGCCGAGCCUGUGAAAUUUCAGCUGUUAUCCUCGGGUGGCGCUGAAAUGCCAUCUACUUUUCCAACUCCGUUCAAAGAUCCCAUUGAUCGACCAUUAAGAAAAGCACUCGGAGAAAUAAAGAACUUGUUACAGCCAUGUAUACUAAAAGACUUAGGGGGAUACAUCUGUAAAUUCCCUGAUGUCGGUAAGUUACUUAAGAGCGACAUAUCAGAAAAAGAGAAUCAACCAUGCCUCCAAGGUUCCAUCACUGCCGCGCACUGAUAUGAGUAGCUGUGUUGGUUCCCUGAACGGUUUCGCGCAACGACUACAUGGCAUGAAAGCAUGAAGACAUGAAGGCAUGGAUUCCUCAGGCUCGCCUUCGUCUCAGUCAAUGCAGACAGAAUUUCAUGUUGCUGUCCAUGGUCUACUGUUGAAAAAGCUGUGCUUUUUUCGCGUAUAUAGCCCGAAGUGGCUCAAAGAAACUUCACAACUGAUAGCUCUCCAAAGUUACUUGAACUCUGAAAGACAUCAAUGGAUGACUUCAGUUCCUGAUUCUCUCGGCAAUCCUGCUUAGUAUAAAACGGUAUCAGCAAAAGUAUUUCACUUUCAAAUGCCAUUUCAGAGUUAUAGUCAAUUUUCUCAAUUUUUGACUGUUGUUUACCCUUCA
Physcomitrium patens is the source of this 5784-nucleotide messenger RNA. RefSeq lists its product as uncharacterized. Gene Ontology annotation, molecular function: ATP binding; microtubule binding; microtubule motor activity. Gene Ontology annotation, biological process: microtubule-based movement. NCBI's taxonomy places the organism in Eukaryota, Viridiplantae, Streptophyta, Bryopsida, Funariales, Funariaceae. The record is from RefSeq and is a predicted model, not a curated record.